CCCCCCCCCCCCGACCAACUUCGCAGCAGAUCAUUCCAACAUAGCAUCCGUCUGUCCCACUUCCCAUCAUGGUUACGCAAGAUUUUGCGGCAAAAGCCCUCGAAGGAGUCUCCAAACUCGUCAAGCAUACGGCUGCUCCCCCACGACGCGCAAGGGCUGCCAGUGCCAACUGCUCUCACAUCGACAUGGACCGCCUGUACACGAGAGAAAAAGUCUGCUGUUUAUGCCAGCGUCCUCCGAGCAUGGGCUUCCUGUACGUCUGCCGUGCAGAUAGGGAAUGCCGUCGCUUUGCCGCCACGCAGGCUCUGCUCGACACGGAUCCCGAUGAUGAGCGUAAGAGUAUGUCACCGCUGCGUCGAGAACUCGCUGAAGCCGGAUUGAGCGAAUCCGUCAUCCGGCAGGCGGAGCAAGGAGUAUACACUGCCGCCCAACUCGGGAUACUGAAGAAGCAGAAGUUGGUGCUCAAGCAGACCAUCCAAGACACUUACCAGGCUGAGCAUGCCCUCUCCGUCGCUGCUCGAUUAGAAGCGGAGGCCGAGGCGAAGGCCGAAGCGGGACCCUCACAGGUUCUGGGUGUAGGAAGGCCACCUUUCCCUCCCUCUAAAGUUGACGAUCCGGUCAAUCCUCCCUGCAAAGUCCGCGUCUGCCCUGCUUGUCGGCCUUAUUUCCAAGACCGCGUCUGGGCCUCCAUCGGCCGCAUCGCAGGAGAAGAGCUCCAGCCUCUACGCACCUGUGAAGCCAAAAAGCUCCCUGUGAAAGACGCUCGUCCCCUUCGUACCAUCGGCCUACGUCCCAACCCCCUUCCUGCUCCCUCCGCCGAUCCUCUCCCGACAACAGACGAAAACACACCAACUACAUUCAGCACGUCGGCGGAUCUCUCCUCCAUCUCAUCCUCCGCUUUCGGCGAAUCAGAAGAAGCCAGCAUGGUCACCUUCAAAACAACACAGACGGAUGUCUCCUUCCUUGACCGCAUGCGCGAUCCCCGCCGCCGCUUCUACGCCCUCACCCAUCGCUCUUCUACCUCGAUUGCGCUCAAGUUGACGUCGCGGCCACUGCAGGGCAUGCGCGAAACCCUCAAGUCGAUCUUCAAACCGAAGGAUCGCGAAACCAAAAUGGAGCGGAGUCAUUUCCCAUCUUCGUCGGGCUUCUCGUCAACGGUGGAUAAGUCGAGCAUAACGCUCCCCCUGCCUCGUUCCGGGACUGCGCGGAGUAUGGCCAGGGGGUUGGUCGAGGGUGAGCGUGUCAGGGAGAUGGAUCUUGGGCCGCUGAGGCGCGUGAGGAGGCAGAAGGAACGGAUUGAGUUUGAGACGGGAGUGGUUAGGGGUGGGUUUGAGAUUGGGCCUAGGUUGAGGGUGGAGGUUCCCAAGGGGAGGAGCGUAGAGUUGGAAGAUGCGGAUGAGCGAGAAGAUAGUACUCCGGCGGUUAGACUGGCUGGGUCACUACGUUUGGGUGGGGGAGGAGAGGAGAGUGAUGCCGGGAGCGAGGUUUCUGUCGAAGGAGGCGUGGCGCUUACGGAGGAGGCGGUGGAGACGCAGACGCCGGAUGUGGUCGAUGUGCUUGUGGAUGUGUAUGGGGACGAGCGGACUGCGGCGAAUGGGAGGGAGGCUGCUAGUGAGGGAGGCGAGUGGGCUGGGGAAGGUGAAGACGCUGGUGAGGAUGAGGUUGGAUUUGAAUUGGAUGAGGAGGAGACGGUGGCUUGGACGAGGGCUGAGAACGUCAUCGCGCAGCUUUGAAGAAAAAAGGUUUAUCACGCAGCUUUGAAGAGCGGGGAAGUUGAAGGUCUGGUCGAGUGAUUGGGAAAUGGAGGGAGAGGAAAUAUGGGCAUUACAGAGGAAGAUGCUUGUUUCCUGCCUGGAUAUGGCUGGGUUGGGCGGCGUUUGGCAUACCCAUGGCGUUCUUCUGGGUGCGGCAUAUGGCAUGCUAUCAUGAAGUCGGGCAAGUAGGGAAUGGCGCAGUCGGUAAUAUUGGCGGAGUCUCACUAUUCAUGGAGUCGCGAUAGGAUCUUUAACGGGCGGAUGAUUCCCUUGUCUUAUCUCGAUUCCGUCACAAGUAUAUCUUGCUUCUUCUGGCGCUUGCUCCUUUCUCCUUGCCUUCCCUGAUAUCGCCUCAGGGCGGCAAGCGAAGGAC
Molecule: messenger RNA, 2127 nt
Organism: Westerdykella ornata
Lineage: Eukaryota; Fungi; Ascomycota; Dothideomycetes; Pleosporales; Sporormiaceae
Exons: 2
Coding region: 69-1733 (554 amino acids)
Source: RefSeq, a predicted model, not a curated record